AACCAAACAAUGUCACAUUAUCGCUACUAGUUAUUCAUCAACGUCUCGCAAACGACAUGCAGACAGUCAACUCGAACCCAAAUCUAGCCGCGGUUUCGGACAUCAUUUCUGCAAUACAGAACCUGCUACAUUCACAAACAACUGUAAUACGCCAAAUGAUCUAUUUGUAUAUGAUAUCUGAAAAAUAGCAGAUGUUGGACCUCGACACCCCGUACUCCCGAGCCGCACUAUUGAAUCCUAAUCAAUGUGCUAUCGAGCUCGAAGACCAGAGCAUCAACGCCAUCAUCACUGAACGCAACACUGAACGCAACCAUCAAUUAGAUACAGUUCUGCACGAGAUCUCAGACCUGGAAGCGAUUAUGAAUGGUAUCCAAAACCUUUACCAACAACGCGUCGAAAAGAAGAACAAGAUGAUUCAGUCCAUGAAUCCGCACAUGAGACUUAAAUUGGCUCUGUGGCGCUUGCCAACUGAAAUCUUAUCCUACAUUUUCGUUUACUGUCUCCCGGAAGACAGAUACUUGUCGCCUGCAUCAAGACAGGCACCCAUACUGUUGACCAGAAUAUGCCGACGAUGGAGAGAAGUUGCUGUGGGCACGCCCAGCUUAUGGUGCAGGCUGUGGGUGGCAGUGGAGCAUAAUGACUGGCAAAAACGAGCCUUUUGCUAUGACGUGUGGCUCAAGCGAACCCUAGGCCAUCCAAUCUCGCUGGCACUCCACUGCUACAAUGAUUGGAACCCACUAGUACGAAGCCUUCUCCAUCCUUACAUCCAUCAAAUCUCUUCUCUCAAUAUCCUUUUUGGACAAGUCGAGCAACCUGAAUGCGUAUUCAAAGAUUUCUCAGCACUUCAGGAGCUCAUCAUUCCAAAUCAUACCACAUUCAAGCAACUAUGUUCCUUCACUCCCUUAUGGGCCCACUUAACAAAAGUCGAGAUCUCGGUAUAUAAACCAUAUGCAUUCCUCCGUCUGCUCAGUCUAUGUCCCAACCUCUCUUCAUUGACGAAUUACGCGAAAUCCCCCCAAAAGACGUCCUUGAGUCCAUUCACGCACCCCAAGCUUCAAUCUCUGCGUCUUUAUGGCGAUUCUUGGAGUUCCAGAGAACCAUUACAGAAUAUGUUCGAUGCUCUCUCACUCCCCAAUUUACGCGUACUUCAUGUUUGGAAUAUAAAAACCUGGCCUCAUGAAGAGUUCAAGACGUUUCUGAUCAGGUCGGCGUGUCCCCUGGAGAGCCUGGUUUUCGGCGGUACAGUGAUUAUGACUGCGGAGCAACAAGCGGAAUACGUCGCCCUUGUUCCUUUUCUCAAAGUAGUAGCUUGGAAUUCUAGUUGUGCUCUUAUACGUCACAAGUGAUUCAUGGCUCUUUAUGACGAGGAGUACCGUGAAGUGAUACAUACAUCGUCGGACACAUGCAAUGACAGAAAUCACGCAAUACACGCUCGGAAUAGCAUCAGUUUCAGCGAGCGCAGAAUUUGGAUAUAGGAUUGGUACUUCAACGUUGG
Molecule: messenger RNA, 1495 nt
Organism: Suillus fuscotomentosus
Lineage: Eukaryota; Fungi; Basidiomycota; Agaricomycetes; Boletales; Suillaceae
Exons: 2
Coding region: 192-1346 (384 amino acids)
Molecular function (GO): protein binding
Source: RefSeq, a predicted model, not a curated record